GCGGCGCAUGCGUGUCGCCUGCCUGGUGGCACACGUGAUCAGGCCCGGUCCGGACCGCGGGGAUGGCAACGGCGGUGGCUCCUGUCCUGCGGCGUUGGUUGGGCGCAGCUGCUCGCAGCCCCUUCGGGAAGCCGGCCCAGGUUCUUGGUGCGACUACCUGCGGUCACCGAAGGCUAUCGGCUUUCGUUCCGCCCCCGGCCAAGUAUGGGGGCCGACACACAGUGGCGAUGAUCCCGGGGGAUGGAAUUGGCCCGGAGCUGAUGGCACACGUCAGGGAUGUGUUCAGGUGUGCCUGUGUCCCGAUUGAUUUCGAGGUGGUGGAUGUCCGUCCUUCGCCGGACAGUGGGGCCAGCCUCGAAGGCGCGCUGACAGCAAUCCGGAGGAACCGCGUGGCGCUGAAGGGCAACAUCGAGACCAAUCAUAACAUGCCCCCAUCACACAAGUCCAGCAACAAUCUGCUGAGGACAAGCCUGGACCUCUAUGCCAACGUCAUACACUGCCGCAGUCUGCCCGGCGUGCUGACCAGGCACCAGGGCAUCGACAUCCUCAUCAUCCGAGAGAACACAGAGGGCGAGUACAGCAACCUGGAACACGAGGUGGGUCACCCCUCAACUCCGCUGCCCCGACCGCAGAAUAUGCCCCAGCUCACCAAAUGCCCCUCAUGGUCAGAGGAGGUAGCACGAGGUGGGUUCUCUCCUCCGUCUCCCCCUCCCCCAAGCACGUCGGUGUGCCGGCAGGUAAGGGAUGCUCGCUAACUGACCAAACGUCCCGCACGGACGCGGGCAGAGAGCGUGGAAUGGGUGCCCUCCACCG
This is a messenger RNA of Hypanus sabinus (Atlantic stingray), 813 nucleotides long. Its product is annotated as isocitrate dehydrogenase [NAD] subunit gamma, mitochondrial-like. The record is from RefSeq and is a predicted model, not a curated record. The transcript has 6 exons. Gene Ontology annotation, cellular component: mitochondrion. Bases 63 to 755 code for a protein of 230 amino acids. Gene Ontology annotation, biological process: tricarboxylic acid cycle; isocitrate metabolic process. NCBI's taxonomy places the organism in Eukaryota, Metazoa, Chordata, Chondrichthyes, Myliobatiformes, Dasyatidae.